CAGCACGCACGUGACGCGGGGAUUACCCACUCGUGCCUCAAUUGAACGGACCAAGAAAGAGGUGGGAAACGUAAAAUUUUUACUCGCUAAUUCGCCACCGUACGCCGCCGCGGCUAACCAUUCCAAACCUGACGCUCAAGCGCUCUUGUUUGGCGUUAGGUUAUCCCCCAGCCAAAGGACUGAAGCAAGCAACCUCACCUGCUAAAACCCCAUAUUUUCUUGUUCCUUCUAGUCAAGAUAUAAAUCUGAUAGGGAAAAAGCGUAAAACGAAGAAGGGAAUGGUGAGUUCCAAGGAUGACUCAGCUAGCGACGGCGAGAACUCAUCUGGCGACGUACCGGAGUCAAAGAAGUCCUGUCUGUUCUCCGAAGGCGAAAAAGUCUUAGCUUACCAUGGCCCUAAAAUUUACGAAGCCAAGGUUCAAAAAGCUGAAGUUCGCAAAAAUGAGUGGAGAUAUUUUGUCCAUUACCUUGGUUGGAAUAAGAAUUGGGAUGAAUGGGUAGAUGCGGGGCGCCUGAUGAAAUACACCGAAGAAAAUGUUUUGAAGCAGAAGGCUCUUGACAAGAAAAAAGGAGUGAACACAAAAUCAGGUCGUUCAACACAAUCGAAACCCAAAACCUCUGCUGAUACGAAAGUGGAUAAGGAGGAAAUCAAGAACACUGCAUCAAAAGGAAAGAAGCGUAAGGCUGAUUCAGGACCAGAGAAGGAAAAUGUAUCUGCAGAGAAACUCAUUAAGAUUCAAAUUCCAUCAACUUUGAAGAAGCAACUGGUUGAUGAUUGGGAGUUGGUCACUCAGCAGAAUAAGUUGGUAAAACUUCCACGAUCCCCCACAAUUGAUGACAUAUUGACAAAGUACCUUGAUUACAGGUCAAAAAAGGAUGGCAUGAUGACUGAUUCAGUUGGAGAAAUUCUAAAUGGACUGCGGUGUUACUUUGACAAAGCAUUAAGAGUCAUGCUUUUAUAUAAAAAGGAGCGCCAGCAGUAUGAUGAAGCUAUUUCAGAUAAUGUUUCUCCAUCUAGUGUUUAUGGUGCCGAACAUCUUUUGCGCCUCUUUGUAAAAUUACCGGAGUUAUUGGCUUAUGUGAAAAUUGAAGAGGAGACACAAAUUCAGCUCCAGCAGAAACUGCUUGACUUUCUCAAGUUUCUACAGAAAAACCAGGGCACCUUCUUUCUUUCAGCUUAUGACAGCCCUAAAGUUUCUGAAGGAAGUGGAAAAGGGAAAGAUAAUUGACUUGGAAAUGGAAGACAAUUGAUGAUCCGCCAAGAUGUUGUAACAGUAAAUGGUGAAUGAUUAUAGUUAGUUUAACACCUCUGAACAGUUGGACUUCCCCAGCGGGCCGAGCAGCUCCACCGCUAUAUUUGUACAGUGCUUUAUUUGUUUGUUUUUUGAAACUUCCGUCCAAGUAAAGCUGUAUAGCUUUUGGCAAACUCUAAUGAGGAUCAAGGAUAACAGUCCAUACCAUUAGAUUUGGGUGGAGGACUUGGGAUAUGUUGUAAUGAUACAUGGAGAAAGCAGCAGCAUGCUCUCUAUAGAUUUGUGCAUUCGAAGGACCAAAACUGGUCCUAUGAACUAUCAGUAUAGGAAUAUCCAGUUAUUGCUGUUCAAUUUGUUCUACUGAGUACCUGCAAUAAAAGUUCAGCUUUUUCCGUCGAA
This is a messenger RNA of Coffea eugenioides, 1652 nucleotides long. Its product is annotated as protein MRG1. The record is from RefSeq and is a predicted model, not a curated record. Gene Ontology annotation, biological process: regulation of DNA-templated transcription; chromatin organization. The transcript has 11 exons. The coding region runs from base 279 to 1229 and encodes 316 amino acids. NCBI's taxonomy places the organism in Eukaryota, Viridiplantae, Streptophyta, Magnoliopsida, Gentianales, Rubiaceae. Gene Ontology annotation, cellular component: nucleus; histone acetyltransferase complex.